This is a messenger RNA of Coregonus clupeaformis (lake whitefish), 2108 nucleotides long. RefSeq lists its product as uncharacterized. NCBI's taxonomy places the organism in Eukaryota, Metazoa, Chordata, Actinopteri, Salmoniformes, Salmonidae. Bases 568 to 1329 code for a protein of 253 amino acids. The record is from RefSeq and is a predicted model, not a curated record. The transcript has 4 exons.
CACAUAAUUGGUUAGUCUACUGCUGACCAUCCACUGCUAUUGGUAGAAGAUUUAUCUUGUAUCAAACUCGAUGGCCAUGAUACUGCUUCAAAAAUCACUCCUGAUUUUUAGCUGACUGGGGACCAAUGCUGCUUGUGGAGAUUCUGAUUGCCGCCUAAACAUAAUAUUAUAUUCUUGUCAAGACAUCACCACCGCGCAGUGUGAGAGAAACGUUUGCACAAGGCAUCGUAUCCUUGUUCCCAUACCUGAAGGAUCCCUACACCGCAAAUGGAUAUGACAAAGGGCAUCUGCGUUUAAUUAGUCUGGUAUGGUAUCUGAGCAAAUGGGUUAUGGUUAUUUCUUUUUUUCUUUUAAAAUUAGUAACCAUGUUCAUAUUCUUAAGGAACAUUAUUAUGACCCUAAUAGUGGAGAAGGGUACCUCUCGUAUAGAAUCAAAACCGUUCAGAGAAAAUUGGCUUAAUCUGAGAAACUCAACUAUACUCUGGAGGGCCAACUGCUGAGAGGGAGUCCAGUCCAUCCACUUUGGUUACCGUGAGGGAAGACCAGUGCAGAGAGGUCAUUUCUCUUAUGAAGCAUUCUUCUGAUGAAGAAACAGUCAAACAGAAGAUGAAAUUGACCUUUGAGUACAGGAAGAAGAUGACCCACGACCCGAGUAAAUGCUCCACCAUCCUAACCGAAUUUCCACGCUUUCUGGAUGUGAAGGGCUUGAUUGAACAGGAUUUUGUGCUGCUGUUUGGAGAGGGAACAUCAGCCAAGUUUUUGGGGAGGUGGCCAACUACAUUCAAGCAAAAUAUCAUCAUGCUAAGCAAGACCCUAAGCAAGGCCACUCAGGGAGCUGAACUUCAGGAGCUGAUCCAGAUGGCAGAAUCUGCAGUUGAUGAGGGAGCUGACACGAAUGCUGACGGCCGCAAAAGACCAGGCAAGAUGUCUCCAUCCCAAGCUGAACAGCAUCUUGUGAUAUUCCAAAAGGCAGGAACCAGUAUCCAGGAGCACCUUGAUGCGAUUGACCAGAGGCGCCAAACAUAUCUUCUUGCAGUCGGGACCAGGAAGAGCAGCAUCCAUGCUUACUUCAUCAUCCUGGACAAGCGAGCCUUGCCGUGCAAGUCAACGAGUUCUCUUGGUGCCUUCAAUGAGCUUUUCAAGACUCACUUUGUUUUUGGUACUGCUUACAAUACAAUGCUGCUCAACAUGUACACCUUCAUACAGACAACUGUGUACAACAUAGACAUUGGGAAGGUUAAGGAGACUCCAAGGGUUGCUGAGCUUAUGAUAUGUUUUGUUUGCCAUGCUAGUCAUGGAAGUACCAACUUGCUCGUGAGGCAUCUCUAGUUGAUGCAUGGAAUUUGCCCUGGUAGAAUUCUUAGACUAAAAUGUGGUCAAGCAGAUUGUUGUCGUGUAUUUGGUAAAUUUUCAGGCUUUAGGAAGCAUUUGAACAGGGCACAUUCCAAAGACUGUCAAAUUGUGUUAAAUGGCUAACUUGGAUGCUAAAACAGCUGUUGAUAAUCAGCCAAGUAAUGCUAAUUUUCCUUAAAAUUCUAGUUGAAACCAUGUUGUACCAAUAUCUAACAAGAACACACUUGAUAUGUGUGCGUCUGCUAUUGCACAACUGCAGGCUGCAAGUGUAGGUCAGACAACUGUAAAUAGUUUUGUAUCUUCCGUGGAAGAAGCAGUUCAAGAGAUACAGAGUCAAGCUAAAACGACCGCACUUACAUGUAUAUCUUCAAAAGACAAAGAAACUGUCCGAAAAAUCCAACAUUCUUUUCAGGAUAUUGAAAAUCCUUUCACAUUGUUGAAUUCAAUAUCAAAACGAAGUGCUUAUUUUAUACAAAAAUGGGGAGCAGUUCAACCAGUUGAGAAUGUCCUUGGUUAGAUUUGACAAUACUGUAGAAGAAACAAAACUACUGGAACCUAUGAUCAAAUAGUCAUAACUGAUACAUUUUCUUACGUUCCAAUUCUCGAGACAUUGCAGUCAAUUUUGAAGAACCCAAAGUGGCAUGUUUAACUCAGGGCACAAUUUUAGUUUACUUUGAUUUGGAAGAUGGACUACAGUGGCUUGUGAAAGUAUUCACCCCCCUUGGCAUAUUUCCUAUUUUGUUGCCUUACAACCU